Rubroshorea leprosula is the source of this 1097-nucleotide messenger RNA. NCBI's taxonomy places the organism in Eukaryota, Viridiplantae, Streptophyta, Magnoliopsida, Malvales, Dipterocarpaceae. The record is from the annotation of a GenBank genome assembly.
AGAGCUCCCCCUCCUCCUCCUUAACUUCUCUUCAUAAUUCCUUCAACUUAGCAACAAACAGUUUAAUUACACGCAUUUAAUCAGAAGAAUUCAUUUUCAUGGGAAACGCUGACUAUGAUGUCUACACCUCAGCCAGGGUGCAGUCUGGCGCUUACCACCGUGCAGCAGUCCCUCCGCCGCAGCCAUUUUUCAAGUCACUCAAGUAUUCUCUCAAGGAAACAUUCUUCCCAGACGACCAGCUCAGGCAGUUCAAGAACCACACCCUCCGUCAAGGAAGUAGACCUCAUCGCCGGAAUCACCAUGGCAAGUUUCGCUACCCUUCAGGGCAUCAGCUACGCCAAGCUUGCCAAUUUGCCACCUAUUCUUGGCCUAUGUAUAAGUGCUGACUUUUUACAAUUCUUGGCCAACAACUCUUUGCAUUGGAUCAAAAUAAAUAAGGGAAAAGUGUGAAAAUGAGGUGCAAUUUUGUCAUGAAGUGUUCUCGGUUGUUUCUUCUUUUCUUAGUUUUGAAAGUUCUUUUGUUAUGUUCAAUUGAGGUGAAGAUAUGGAAGACUAGAUAUGUGCACUCCAAGUAUUCGAUCAAUUGCCUAAUAGGAGUUGCCUUUGUUCUUGAUUUCUGUUCUUUAGCUUAUGCACUUUUGCUUUUAUAUAUAUGUAUGUACACAAGUGGGAUAAGCAUGUUUGAAGAGGUUAAGAAAACUACUGAUAGAAGGGGGCUCCAGCUUAUAUUGGCCAACCCUGGAGCUAAAGUGAUGAAGAAAUUUACCAACGUUGUCCUUAGCAAAUUUUGCUAGUCAUCGCCCUGCUGCGAGAAUCUUGAAUCAGUGAAAACGGUGGAAGAUCCAAGUAGUAUAGAUUCUGAAGGCUCCCUUCAAGAAAUUGAAGAAGACAAAGAAAAGAUCGAAGAAAUUGAAGAAACCCAAGAGCAAAAGCGUAGUUCCUACAGAACCCAAAGCCUUGAAUCGUACUGGUGGGAUAGUUUCUUGCACAAGAACUCCACAACCCCAGGUUCCCACUUCUCUACUUUACUCUUAUUUUAUUUAUUUAAAAAAAAAAUCCAGACGUUUGGGUAUUAUUAAUAGAUGAUGGAAUUUAAA